AUGUCUAAAAGGAAGACUUAUUCACCUGUAAGUCAGUCGAAUAGUAGAUCAAAUAUUUUUCAUUCUGACCCAUUGGAGGAGACGAGUAUCUUGGAGUUACUUCAAGGAGAAUUUGAUAUUAAGGAUGGGAUAUCGUUACUUAUUCAGCUAAAUUUAAAGCAGAAUAAGAAAUUGGAAGGAAUGAUUGCUAGGAUUGAUAGAAUCUACUCCUGGGUAGAAAAUUUGGACGAAGCUAUUGUUAAUAUAGAAACUAGAUUAGAAGAUUUAGAGAAAAAAUUUACAUACGAUACCGGUAAGAUUCUAUCGGACGAUAGAAUAGAUUUGGAAAACAAAAUGGCCGAGUUUACAUUAAGUCAGGAGCGGUUUGAGUGUUUUUUAAGGCGUAAUAAUUUAAUAAUUUUUGGUUUGCCUGAGUCGGAAGAUGAUAACUUACAAGUUAAAGAUGUAGUAUUGGAAUUUUUUCAAAAUAAAUUAAGUGUUGAUAAUGUUCGUUUAGAGCAGUGCUAUAGAUUGGGUCAACAACGGAAAGAUAGUAUUAGGUUGAUUUACUGUAGUUUUUUUGACUAUGGUGAUAAAUGUAAGAUUAAAAGAGCGGCAUUUAAAUUAAAAGGAACGAGGAUAUUUAUAAUGGAUGACCUUCCUCCUUUAACUAGAGACAUAAGGAAAAUAAUGAAUGAUUUCGCAAGAGAAAAAAAGAGAUUGGGUGCUUCAAUUACUUAUUUAAAUAAUAGAAAUGCGGUUAAAGUUGAUAAUAAAAUUUAUAAAUAUAAUAUAGUUUCUAAGAAAAUGGAAGAACAAAUGUCAACUUGA
Centruroides sculpturatus (bark scorpion) is the source of this 810-nucleotide messenger RNA. RefSeq lists its product as uncharacterized. NCBI's taxonomy places the organism in Eukaryota, Metazoa, Arthropoda, Arachnida, Scorpiones, Buthidae. The transcript has a single exon. The record is from RefSeq and is a predicted model, not a curated record. The coding region runs from base 1 to 810 and encodes 269 amino acids.